Dromiciops gliroides (monito del monte) is the source of this 881-nucleotide messenger RNA. RefSeq names its product FCF1 rRNA-processing protein (gene FCF1). The transcript is spliced from 8 exons. The record is from RefSeq and is a predicted model, not a curated record. NCBI's taxonomy places the organism in Eukaryota, Metazoa, Chordata, Mammalia, Microbiotheria, Microbiotheriidae. Gene Ontology annotation, cellular component: nucleolus; small-subunit processome. The coding region runs from base 89 to 685 and encodes 198 amino acids.
CCGGGGUUUCGUGUUGCCGGAAGUCUAAGAGUGACGUAGAAGGUGUGCGCCCCUCUUCAGAACACGGAGUGGAAAGGCGUCUCUUAAGAUGGGGAAACAAAAGAAAACGAGGAAAUACGCGACCAUGAAGCGAAUGCUUAGUUUACGAGAUGAGAGAUUAAAAGAAAAAGAUCGAUUAAAACCAAAAAAGAAAGAGAAGAAAGAUCCCAGUGCUCUCAAAGAAAGAGAAGUUCCUCAGCACCCAUCCUGCUUGUUCUUCCAAUAUAACACACAGUUGGGACCCCCUUACUACAUCUUGGUUGAUACCAACUUUAUCAACUUCUCCAUCAAAGCCAAGUUGGACUUAGUACAGUCAAUGAUGGAUUGUCUGUAUGCCAAAUGCAUUCCCUGCAUAACUGACUGUGUAAUGGCUGAAAUUGAAAAACUGGGACAGAAGUACCGAGUAGCCCUGAGGAUUGCCAAGGAUCCAAGAUUUGAACGAUUGCCAUGCUCGCACAAAGGAACAUAUGCAGAUGAUUGCUUAGUCCAGAGGGUCACUCAGCACAAGUGUUACAUUGUGGCUACAGUUGAUCGAGACCUUAAGAGAAGAAUCCGGAAGAUCCCUGGAGUUCCCAUCAUGUACAUUUCUAACCAUAGGUAUAACAUCGAGAGAAUGCCAGAUGAUUAUGGAGCCCCUCGAUUGUAAUGUCAAGAGACUGAAUUUCCUGUGAUGCUGGUCUUCAAAGUAUUCAUCAGUUAACAAAGAAACACCAUUCUAGUCCCUUACUUGUCGUAUUGUGUAAAAUGGAGUUACAGAGACACUUUUUUAUCCUAUUCCAAAAUGAUUUUUGUAUCUUAAUGAAAAACUCAUUUAAUUUGUACAUAAAUCAAUUUUGCUUAGA